Molecule: messenger RNA, 3129 nt
Organism: Melampsora larici-populina 98AG31
Lineage: Eukaryota; Fungi; Basidiomycota; Pucciniomycetes; Pucciniales; Melampsoraceae
Exons: 13
Coding region: 105-2837 (910 amino acids)
Biological process (GO): cellular response to heat
Cellular component (GO): cytoplasm; cytosol
Molecular function (GO): ATP hydrolysis activity; ATP binding
Source: RefSeq, a predicted model, not a curated record
CAAAAAGCAAUAUCGAAAAUAUCCUCAAAAACCACAUCAUCAUAUCAUAACCUCGACCAAAUCAAACCAACUCUUACACCUCGAAACAAUACAUCAACUUUCAGAUGGCUUCCGGUUUUGCUUUCACCGAUAAGACUCAAGAAGCACUUGCAUCUGCUAUCGCUCUAGCUACUGAGCGAUCGCAUGUUAAUGUUCAACCAAUUCAUAUUGCUUUAGCUUUACUCGAUCCUUCAGUUUCAGGUUCAAACGGUCACGUUGGAUCAGCCAGUUCGGAUUGUUUAUUCUCAAACAUAUUAGAUAAGGCCGGUGCAGAUCCUAAAGAACUUACAAGAGCUCUCAACAAAAGAUUAGUACGUGAACCAAGUCAAGAUCCACCACCUGAUAAUGUGGGAUUCUCAAGUUCAGCUUCAAAAGUCUUGAAAGAAGCUCAAAAAUUAAUGCGUCAACAAAAUGACGCAUACAUUGCUCAAGAUCAUCUCAUCUUGGCUCUUCUCGAUGAUUCGGUUAUUAAACAAAUCUUCAAAGAUGCAAAUGUCUCAGAACCUUCGCUUCGUAAAGCUGUCAACGCAGUUCGAGCCGGCAAGAAAGUCGAUAGUAAAAAUGCUGAAGAAGGUUUUGAUGCAUUGAGAAAAUAUGCGGUUGAUUUGACUGAAAAAGCUCGAGAAAAUCUAUUAGACCCGGUGAUUGGAAGGGAUAAUGAAGUCCGAAGGUGUAUUCGAAUACUUUGCCGUCGAACUAAGAACAAUCCAGUGUUGAUUGGUGAACCUGGAGUGGGAAAGACAGCUAUCGCCGAAGGUCUUGCUCAACGGAUGGUCAACAGGGAUGUACCAGCCUCCCUGAUUGGUCGACUAUUCUCACUCGACUUGGGAGCAGUACAAGCUGGUGCAAGUUACAAGGGUCAAUUUGAAGAAAGAAUCAAAUCAAUCUUGAACGAAGUGGAACAAGCUACUGAGAAGGGUGAAAACAUCAUCCUUUUCAUUGACGAAAUGCAUCUCAUCAUGGCCGGCCAGGGUCAAGGUGGUGGUAUGGAUGCGGCCAAUUUAAUAAAACCCGUGUUAGCUCGUGGCAAGCUACGCUGUAUCGGUGCUACAACUUUGGCCGAGUAUCGUAAAUACAUUGAAAAGGAUGCUGCAUUUGAACGUAGAUUUCAGCAAGUACUUGUCAAUGAGCCUUCAGUGGUCGAGACAGUUUCGAUUUUGAGAGGCUUGAAAGAGAAGUAUGAAACUCACCAUGGUGUCUCCAUCUUGGACGGCGCUUUGGUCACAGCCGCCACUCUUGCCCAUCGUUAUCUCACCACACGUAGACUUCCUGAUAGCGCCAUUGAUCUGGUUGAUGAAGCCGCCGCGUCAGUAAGAGUUACGCGUGAUAGUCAACCUGAAGCUGUUGAUAGAUUAGAGCGUAAGAAACUGCAAUUGGAAGUCGAAGCCCAUGCGCUCGGAAAGGAAAAGGAUCAAGAUUCCAAAGCGAGACUCGAGACACUGAAACAAGAGAUUGCAGGUCUGAAUGACGAAUUACAGCCAUUGAAGGCCGCAUGGGAAGCUGCCAAGUCCAGAGGUGAUAAAAUUCGUGCAGUGCGAGAAAAGAUUGAAACUUUGAAAGCCAAAGCAGAAGAUGCCGAAAGACGUUACGAUGUCUCAACGGCUGCUGAUCUUCGACAUUAUGCCAUACCUGAUCUUGAAGAACAACUCGGUCAACUCGAAGCUCACAAGCGUGCAGAGGAUGCCAAACGAGGACCUUCGGAACUCGAAGAUGACAUUGUGACUUCUGAUGGAAUCGCAGAAAUCGUCGCGCGCUGGACUGGUGUUCCUGUCUCUCGACUCAAAGCUACUGAGAAGAUGAAGUUGAGAAUGAUGGAACAAGGUCUGAUGAAACAAGUUGUCGGUCAACCUGAAGCUGUGAAGGCCGUAGCGGAUGCGAUUCGAUUGAGUAGGAGCGGUUUGUCUAAUGAGUCAAGACCGAUUGCAUCCUUUUUGUUCUGUGGGCCUUCGGGAACGGGAAAGACUUUACUUACAAAGGCUUUGGCCAAGUUCUUGUUCGAUAGUGAAGAUGCAAUCUGCCGGAUCGAUGGGAGUGAAUACUCUGAGAAGCACAGUGUCAGUCGCUUGAUUGGCUCUCCACCCGGUUACGUGGGUCACGAAGAAGGAGGGACCUUGACGGAAUGGGUGCGAAGGAAACCAUACAGCAUCGUGUUGAUUGAUGAAAUCGAGAAAGCCUCAAGAGAGUUUACUCAAUUAUUCUUACAAGUUUUGGAUGAUGGUCGAUUGACCGACAGUCAAGGACGAGUGGUUAGCUUCAGAAAUUGUGUGAUUGUGAUGACGAGUAAUUUGGGAGCUGUUUACCUCAAUGAGACGCCUGAAGAUGAACCGGUACCUGAAUCUGCGAAGAUGUUAGUCCAUAGUGCCAUUCGUGCUCACUUUGCUCCCGAGUUCAUCAAUCGGAUUGAUGCGACUAUCAUUUUCAACAAGCUAGGAUCAGCACAAAUCCGAUCAAUUGUGAAUGUCCGAUUGGCUGAAAUUCAAAAACGAUUAUAUAUCAACGGAAAGAACAUCACAUUGGAAGUCGACGAUAAGGCGAGAGAUUGGUUAGGUCAAGCUGGAUUCAAUCCUCAGUACGGCGCAAGACCAUUGAAUCGAACCAUUCAGAAUGAAUUGUUGCAUCCCUUAUCCCGUAUGAUCUUAGAAGAAAGAAUUAGGGAUGGAGAAGUAGCUGCGGUGACAGCUGAUUGGAGAGCUAAUCGAAUCUUAAUCAGACCUAACCACGAAGCGACUUCAAUGGAUAUCGAUGAAGAGAUUGAUGGAUUGGAGGAUGAUGAUAUCAAGAUUGAAGAAGUCAAUUAAACUCUCAGUGUGUGUGUGUUUUGCGUUGAUUGUUUCCAUACUUUGUCUUGUGUGAUUUUAACGAGUAAAUCUUUAUUGAAAGAUGUGACGAUAUAAAAAAUGAUGAAUAAAAUCAGUAUGUUAUUGUGAAAUUGUUAUAUUGAAUAUUGAUUUUGUUUUGAAGUGUUUUUGUGUUUCUGUUAACUAAGAUGAAAAUGUUGUAAAUCUCUGUUUUCGAAAAAAUUAUUUACGCAAGUUUGUACAUCCUUAGAUUGGAUUCUCAAGUUAAUGAAAAUGUAUAGCGUUUUAUUUU